AUGUUAAUCGAUCAAGUUGGUGCAGGGUGUAACCUACUGGGUAGCCUAUGUGAUGAACAAAAGUCAAUUAAUGGAUCAUGUUUAUCACAAAAAAAAUAUCGUUUUCAAUGUUCAACAAAGGAGUCAACUUGUCUAAUGGUCAAUAGUGUUGGCAAUUCUGUUUCUGAUUGUACUAAUGGACUAAAUGAGUAUACAAGUGGCGAAGAUUCAUUAUUAAGUAAUAUGAAUUGUUAUAAACGAUUUGAUUUUAGUUGUAGGAGACUUAAAAAUUAUAUUGAAAUGUUUUCUUUAACCGAAACGUCCAACUACACUAACAUUUCUACCACUGCAAAUUAUGUGAAUAUUAAUCAAAUGGCGUUUGAUUUCUAUUAUGAUACAUUUUUCGAUUCAGACAGAAAAGGUGAUGAAAUGAAUGAGCUUUGUCAAGACAGGCUCUGUGAUAAAGAUCAUUUUCAAUGUCCAACGGGACAGUGUAUUCAAUUCAAAUGGGUUUGUGAUGGAACUCAAUAUCCAUGCCUGCUGGCCAAUGUCUCAAAUGCACUCAACUUUGAUUUGUAUCCUCCUUGUAUUAAUUUAACGCAAAUUGGUGAUGGACGAAUUGACUGUAUUGGUCGCCAAGAUGAAACCGUUCUUCAAAACUGUCGAUCGCCGGAUGUAGAGAUUGGUUUCUAUUGUGGGAAUAGUGCAAAUAAUUACUGUGUUAGUCCAGAACGCUUAUGUGAAGAGAAUAUUAAAUGUAACAAUAGCGACCUGGAUAAAAUAUGCUACUAUAGAAAACUAAAGUACACAAGCAAAUGUUUAGAAGGACACCGUUAUAAUGGUGAUUGUCUAGAAUAUGCUCGUUGUUAUGGUGAAAGAGAAUGGCCGACAGAAUGCCUACAUUUAGAAGUCGAUUAUUGGUGUGGUGAUUUUCCACAGCAGCCGACGGAUUACCGACAAUGA
This is a messenger RNA of Didymodactylos carnosus, 942 nucleotides long. Lineage: Eukaryota; Metazoa; Rotifera; Eurotatoria; Philodinida; Philodinidae. The record is from the annotation of a GenBank genome assembly.